Klebsormidium nitens is the source of this 9376-nucleotide messenger RNA. NCBI's taxonomy places the organism in Eukaryota, Viridiplantae, Streptophyta, Klebsormidiophyceae, Klebsormidiales, Klebsormidiaceae. The record is from the annotation of a GenBank genome assembly.
AUUAAGGGUGAGGAGCCUGGAAAGGUUGCAGAAGGAGCAGCAAAGAACCAGAUGGUGAUAUGUACGGUGCGCCGGUUGUAAUGGGCCAGAGAAUUUGGUCAGGGCAGCCUUGGGGAACUGCAUUUUGGAGCAGCUGAUGCCCCCUGCUGCUCAGCCUGAGUUUGAGAAAAUGACCGGACCCCCUGAGAAAGAGAAGACCAAGAGGAUGCAGUUUGAGGGUGUUGAAUGGUCCAUCAAGGACCCCCCUCUCCUCACUUCACUCCGCAUCAAGUGGUGGGGGCAAGAUGGAGAGGGCACAACUUCCAGGAUCUAUGCAAAGAGCAGUGCACACUUACUGACGUCAGCCACCAACCUGGUAUUUCCAGCCAUGUGUGGCCCAAAGAACUUGUCAUCCUACUUUCAUGAUAUGCAUAAUCUGCCUGUUGAGAUUACUAGCGGGUCAGGGCCGGCGAGGGUCGUUGGGAAAGCGGAGAUUGACAUCAGCGACCUGGUCCGAGUGAGCUCCAUCAGUAGGAAGAAUCCACUCAUAGCUGGCCAGAGGACAGUUGGUGUGGUGCCACUCACUAUCUCCGUCAAUUUCUUCCCAACAGUGGUAACCUCCUUCGAGCUGAAUGAGCACCAGGCUGAGGCCGAUACGCUGACGCCGGUUCUGCCGACCCCGCGCCUCACCACCUGGAGAGCUGCUGCAGCCAGCGGGUCAAAGACAGGGGUAGGGGGCAUUCCGGCGGAAGAAAGCGGACCCAGCGGAAUCGGUAUCAGUCCCUUGGAAACCGGCAUGGGACGACUUGAGCCCCCAGAUAGCUCGAGACGAACUGAAGAUGGGUCACAGGGGGUGGUUUCGGCGGCAAGUGACGUGGCAGGCGGGGUUGUUGAACAAGGGAACGAAUUGCUGGGUCAGAGUGUGCUGAUAGAGUCUGGGAACGGGGACGGGAUUGCAUCCAGUCGUGCGGCAGAACAACUAGGAGGGGACGAAAUGCACUCAGAUCAAGCGAAGGCUGCUGGGGAUGAGUCCACUGCGCGGGCAAGCGAGCAGCCGGGGUUGGGUUCACCCGAAGUAACGGCUUUCCCAGAUGUCGGAGAAAAGGCGUCAGAGGUAGCUCAAUUAGAGAGAGUGAACGAGGGCCCCAAGGGUCCAAGCAACCUUGACGCCGAGCUUAGGGCGCUGAUCGCCAGGGCGGAGAAGCUCCGAGAGGCAAUGACUCGAGCGAGCGAGACAGUUCCUGUCCCCGUGAGCAGCGCAGCCGCCCGGUUGGCCCGCCUUGAGCUUCCCCUGAUCGGGAAAGACCGAGUACCAAUCCCGCAGGCAGAGUCUAUUUUUGCUGACGGGCGCGGCGGGCGGGAGAGAAACCCUCGCUCUAGUUUGCGCCGGAUUGUGGAUGUGCUUGACGAAGAAGAGGGGCUGGUAACUAGGUAUGGGCCGUUCAGGCGGCGGGGGCGCUCGGUGCUGUCGCCCAGGCACUCUAGCAAUGACUCAUCGGACGGCUCCAAUUGCACAUCGGACGGCUCAGACGGUUCGUACGCUUCGGACAGCUGGGCAGAGCCGGACAGCGAGGAUGACCCUCGCGGCGUCGCGGAGGACGAGCUUUUGAAGGAGCUGUUCUUUGCGGAGGCUGGGAGCGAUCGGCGGCGGAUCGCGGACGAGUCGAGCGACCAAGAUAUGGCUGGCGGGGCGGAGGCGCCAAGGGGCGAAGCAGGGGAAAGGCCCGGUUUGGCGUCGUCGGUCGAGCAGGCAACCACGGUCCGGAUCGUGGUGGGCCAUCUCGUACUGGGGGGAACUCUUGGUGGGGAGUCGGAUCCCCCCCCCAGCUGCACACUCUCGAUGCGCUUACCCGUCGUUCCCCCCGCCAUGGCCGACGUUGCGGCCGUGCACCCCCCCCAAGCGAUGUCCAUCGUUCCGUCCAAAGUCAGCGCUAAGGGCCUCGUUUUCCGGCACAGCGCAGAGUUUCCGGUCCGGAUGGCGGAUCCGGACGUCCGCCAGCUGUGGCAGUUCGGCGAACUGAGGGUCGAGGCGCAUUUUGGAAGGGGGGCGGUGCGUGUUGAGUGCCGGGGAAGCGUCUCUCUUGAGGAUGUCCUGAGCAGUGUGCCCGCUUCGUUUCGGACCAGUGUCCCUUUGUAUAUUGAAGCGCGCGAGGAGAACGGGGAGAAGGGGCAAAGUCGGGGACUUCAGGAAACGAGAGACGGUUCAGAGGUUCCCCCGGGAGAGCCCGAGCCGGCGGAAGAGCGUAAUGAUUCAGGUGCUGAGGAAGUAGGGCGCAAUGAAGGGGCGGCCAUUUUGCAGACCGGAGGAGGGGCCCCUUCAGGCAAGAGAGGGGAAGCUGAAGAGGGGAGGGGCGCCGAGGGAGCGCCAGACGCUGGCAGCGACUGGCGACUCGACGAGGGAGUGCUCUUUGGAACACUAGAUUUGGAGGUGCAGUUGCUCAGCAGCGGAAGGGGUGGCGCGCAGAAGCCAGCAGAGACUCCGGCGCUGACUGAGUUUUAUGCGAUAGACGACGGCAGGGAAAGCAGGGUAAGCCCGCCCCGCCUGCUUGUACAAGUCAAGUGUGUCGAGCUCUCGAGUGGCCGGCAGGAGGCCGAAAAAGCGAGAGAAGGAGAGGUCAUCUUGGUCGCGAAAGCACCGAGAUCGGCGGGCGGCGACGUGGAGUUGCGAGUGCAUGACGGGGGUUUUGGGCGGGGGCAGAAGUUGAGUCAAUUGAGAGAGGGCAUUGUUCCAGCGCCGAAGGAACUAGCUGGGUCCGCCAUCGCAAGGCAGGAGGGGACGCUCGUCGUGGAAGUGUGGGAGCGGAGCCACGCGGGUGACGUCAGCGAGAGCCGCAUGGGUGACGUCAGCGAGGCGCUCCUGGGGCUGGUCCGGGUGCCGCUGAGGCGCCGGGAGCGGCCGCCGAGGUUGCGGGGUUUGGAGGGUUCAGUCCAGGAUCAACUGGUCGAGAUCUGGGACCCGCUGACGGGUUUGAACCGGGGAGAAGUGAGAGUGACGGUCUGGCUCGGAAGCGCGGCACAGAUUCAGCAGUUUGUGUGGGAGACUGCGGCGGCUGUGUGCAUUCAGCGGUACGCAAGAGGCUUUGCUGCAAGGAAGCGGGUCGCCGCUCAGGUGGCCGCCCGGCGGGAAGAGGAACUAGGGAUGGGGAGAGGCGCGUGCGUCAAGCACACGUUCCGCGUGACGGUCGUGGGCGCUGCGGGACUGCCCGCGGGGGAGGCCCUGUAUGACGUCAGCGGCGCACGAGCCGAAACGGAAGCCGACCCGUCCCAUUCUGCAAAACAUGCAGCUGCGCAGGGGAAGGCGACUAACCCCAGGAAGAAAGCGGUUACUUUCAAAGCGGACCCGCAGCAUUUUGAAGCCCCUCCAAGGAAUCUUCCGACUUCCCCCCUGAAAAAGUUGAAGUCCGCAGAAGCCUCAGGUCAAAGCCGCUCGGAAGCGCACCCUUCUCCGCCCGAAGGACACCGGUUCAUUAAGUACUGGUUCCCGGGGGAAACGGAACCGCUGUACACACGGAACGUCGACUGGAGCGGAAGUCCCCGGUUCGGGGCUCAGGCGUGGCACAGCAUAACCCUUCCGGUUGCGGAACGCAUCGGCGAUCAUUUUGGGGCGGCGGCGCACGGGCUGCGGUUCGAGGUGUGGGACCGGGUGGACACGUGGCAGGGCGAGAGAGGGCCGGAGGAGUGCCACGUGGGUGCGGCGGAGUUGCAGAUGGACGUGCUGCUGAAGGCUGCGGAUGUGCGGCGACCAGCGAGUGGUCCGGAGUUCAAGAAGACGUUUGAGCUGCCCAUCCGCCUGGCCGAAGGGAUUCCCCCCGGGGAGGGCUUCCCCCGACUGCAAGUGGAGCUUUCCUACCAGGCGAGCGCGGUCUUCCAGCACCCCCUGGCGGACACGGUGUUUGCGCCCCAGGGACAGCCGCUGCCAGAAUUGCCCAUCAAGGCUGUUCUCGACAUCAGAAUCAUCAGGGCGUCUGGCCUGCAGGCCGCUGUUGCCGCCGCUAUCCCGACGAGCCCCUCCCUCCGGACGGUUCUCCACUCGGGCGCCCAUUCGUACGUCCGGCUGUCCCUCUUUCCGUCCAGCCACGAGCUCGAGCUGCAGUACCCCCCCAUCCACACACCUCUGCAAGCCCAGACUUUUACCCCCCACUACGGGUUCCACCGCCGACUGAGCGUCACGGUUAACGAGGAGGUUUUGGAAGCGUUCAGAACGGGGGUGGCGGUUCUGGAAGUGUGGCACCACGCGCCGCGGUCGAUGCAGGCGGAAGGGACGAACUCGUGGCUGGGGACGGUCAGCGUGCCGCUGAGCCAACUGGUGAAGAAUGAGAAAGGUAUCAACGGAUGGUACGACAUCCUCUCGAGAAGGGGCGACAUGGUUGGGGCCAUCGAGCUGGACAUCGCAGUCGCGGAGUGGCGGCCCCUGCCCCAGGCCGACGACCAUGACGUCAUCCUGACGUCACCGGAGCCCCUCUCCCCUCCAAUUUCUCCCCCAAGCCGAGCCCCAAACACCCGGCCCCUCGAAAGCAGUCCCUCUCGCUUGCGGACGCAUAGCCGGGGAAGUGCGAGCGCUGCCCAAAAAGAGCAGGAGAUGGUAGCCCGGUUGACAGUGAGCGUCGAAGAAGUGGUUCUUCCGAAGGAGGGGGGUAAGGAGGGCGGGUUGCAAGAGCUGCUUGGCGGAAAGCGCGCCGCGCCGGACCGAUUCUAUGCGGUUCAUGCGCGAUACGGAGAGGCGGAGCCGUGUGUCAGUCGGGCCGUUCCGACUGCGCCGGAGGCACAGUCGACUUCGCGGGAAAACGACGCGCGGGGUUCUGGGGACGGGGACGAAAGGAGUGUUCUCCUGGAGCACACGUGCGAAGUGAUCACGCCGUUCGACGAUGCGUUUCUGGAACACCUCAAGCAGCGGCUGGCCGUGGAGGUUUGGCGGGUGGACAGCCCGAGGGAUCCCUCUCGGGGCAAACCGACUUCCAGGGGGGAGAGACGGGAAAGGGGAAGGGACCGACUGGUGGGCACCGCCUACGUUGGGCUGAGCCCCCUGCUAGACCACGGCGUCGCAGACCUGCGCGUUCCGGCGGGGUCGGAAAGCGUUGGAGUUUCAGGGGGGGUCAGGACUUUUGGGCGACAGAAGACCGAAGCGCCCAAAACUGCGAGUUUGAGUGGGGCGUUCGCAUUGGUGCAUCCGGACUCUGCGAACCUGGGAAACGCGCGCGUGAUAGUGCGGAUUUUGCUGCAGUUGGCAGAGAGGCAGAAACCGGAGACGGACCCGAGCGGACACAGUCAGGAGGCCCUCGGAUCUAGAAGUCGGUUCCAGGAAGCGUCUCCGGAACCGCUUUCACCGGUGGCAGGAAGUGGGAGUCCCGAAGUAACGCUGGGUGUGGGUGACAGUCUGGAAGCUACAUCUGAAGUAGAGUCGGAGGAAGGCCUCGGGGAGGAGCGGCAAGAAGAGGGAGGUUACGAUGGGACGAGUCUGUCGCCCGAGCGGGGGUCGGAGGCUAGUGAUGACGUGGACGAAGAGGAUUGGCUGCAGCAGCGCGCGCUCCGGCGAUCGGCUGAGCUGUUGCGGCGCUCGAAGGAAGCGCGGGCGGGGAAGCUGCGUAGCGAUGACGGUUUAGAAUUUAGAGAAGACGAGGGCGUUUCCGAGAGGGAGGGGGACGGACAUCAGACCGGAGAGACGUCGGUGCGGUCUCCAGAAAGGGCGGCAUUGUCAGUCCGCAGCGACGAGAGAGGUGACUCAAGACGGGCAACUAGGAUGGAGGGAAUUGGUGAAACUGAUGCAAGCCGGCUGCUUUCGGAAGGGAAAGGGGAAGAGUCCGAGAUCCCUAGGGGCCCAGCGAGGCGACUGGCAGGGCACGUGACGGUCACAGCUCCCCUGAAACGGGGGCCGGCAGGGAGAAGGGGCAUGCCAACCACGGGUCCGAGGACAAGAGGCAGCGGCGAAGAACGCCGGGAAAGCCUCUCCCAACACAUGACGCCGGGUUCUACAGAAACGGGUCGCCCAGCCCCGGGGCAAUCCCCCGAGCCCCUCCAAGCCGCCCCAACAGACGCGACAGCCCCCCUGCCGGACUCUCUUCCGACAGCUGCGCCCGAAAUGGGCCAGUCAGUGCCCCCUCAAAGACGGGUUCUUCAAAUCCCUCCGGAGCAACGUUACACGAGCGUCCGGGUCUGCAUCGAAGCCGCCAUGAACCUCCAGUUCACCGCAUGUCACAGCCAGGCCGAGGAGGACUUCUGGGCGGGCGCCGAGACUUCCAAAACCCUAAAGCUUGCGCGCGCAGAAACGGGUACAACUUCCAGCCUUGAGGGAUCGGAAUCCGCCGGAACGGCUGGCUUUCCGCUGCGGAACGUCCCCCAGGGGCUAUUCGUGAGCUACCGGUGGCAGGAGACGGGCGAAGUGGUGUGCAGCCCGUUGGUGGGUCCGAGCUCUAGUCCGAAAUGGUAUCACUCCCGUCACCUCCCGUUAGCCACGCCGUCACGGAACCGCCCGACCGACCGCGUCCUGGUGCUCAAAGCCUGGAAACGGUUACCCGAGCCGGGGUCCGGGGGUUCUAGCCACGUGGGCGGUGUGAAUGCGCUCCCACUGCAGCUUGGCGCGCAUGCGCGCGCGCAGGAGGCGGUGCCGUCCCCCGACCUCGACCGGUUGGUCGGCUGCGCGGCGAUCGACCUCUCGCCGCUGUUUUUGGGGAUGGAGGAAUUGUGUGGCUGGUACACUGUUCACGAUCUCCGGCAACGGUCGCUCGGGCAACUCAAAGUCGUCGUUUCCCCGGUGGAUGUGAUUCUGACGAGUUACCGGCCGGCGGACGCCGAGGGGGGGGAGGUUCGCCUGCGGAGCCCCCCGCAAAGGGGACCACCCGGGGGGGCGGGCGCGCGACGGGGGAAUGAGGAGCUGACAACGGAAAAUGCAGUCAGCCAGGAAAAAGCGGAAGCACUAAUCGAGGAGUUCAAGCUGGAAAGUCAAGUGGAAGAGGAAACGUUAGAGGGAGGGGGAUUGAACGAGGAGGAAAGCUUCGGAGAAGUGAGAUGGGGUCGCGAGUCGAGCAUGGAGGACGUCCGGCUGCGGCUCGAAGAGCUGCAGGAGAUGUCGCGGAAGAUUCUGGCGAGGCGGGGCCUCGAUGAGAGGGGGGGCGAAGUGCCGGAGUCUGAGCCGGGGGUAGGAGUGUCUGGCGGGGGCGGGGGGGUUGCGGAAGCUGCUCGCGAUAGGGGGCCCGAAGCGCUAGAAUCUGGGCAGGGGGCCGAAGUGUCGUAUCCGUACGAAGAGGUGGAAAAAGCGGGUUUUGAAGCUACGGUGGCCCCUGCCAAAGGUAUCGAGCAAGACGCGAGCGGCGGUGUCAACCGGGACGCCUGGCACGAAGGCAGCGGCGACGUGACACAGGAUUGGCACGCUGAGGAAGGAGGGCUAUUGGGGCACUUUUCGGCGAACGUGGACGUGUUUGCAGGCGGGGAAGGGUCGCCGGAAGAAGCGGACGGUGUGGAGUACGGACGCGACGAUCUCGAGGGGGGACAGGGCGGGGACGGCUGGUCGGGGGAUCCCCCAAGAGUGGCCGUUUCGUUUGAGAUGGACGAGGGGGGGGACGGAAACGACGGGUGGGCUCAGGCGAGUCCUGCGGAAAGCAACAGCCCCGGACUAAUGAAGGCGACCGGAAGUACGUUUGGGGAAAGUUUUGCCUCUAUUGACGAGGCUGUAACAUUGAGCGACAGCGGCAAUCCGGUUCCGGGUAAAUUGGGAAGAAAGGCAGCGGCAGACUUCUCCAUUGCUUCGGAGCGCAAUGUGGACCUGGAAAAAGCGAAGAAAGCUGACGAGGAAAGUGGCGACAUAUCGCGAACUAGAGAGGACGGAAACGGCACGGCUGAGGGCGUUCGAAUCGGCACAAGCCAAAACCAGCCUCCACCGAGCAACUUCCGAGCAACCGACGCAGAAAAAGCAAUCCCGGAAACGGUACGCGGGCAUGUCUCGGCAAUUGGGAAAGGGGCGGAGGAAUCCAAACCGCUGGCCCAAGCAAUGGUUGUAGAAGAGCGGUCUGUGUUCGAACGACGUUCCGUGCUCGAAGAGCGGGCGGGCCCGUCGAACCAGCUUCCUCCCCGACCCCCCAAACGGGAGGGCGCUCCUAGCCGCUACCCGUUCACCCUCCACUCCAGCAUCACCUUCGUGCCGGCCCCUCUAAAACGUUUCCGCACGGGCCCCAGCGCCUUGGUCCCGAAAAGUCCGCCAGAGGGCCCAUGGUCGUCUCAGGUCGUGCGGACAGAGCGCGACGAAGUGAAGCGCGUGAGUAGGCUAGAGGAAGUCGAGGGGUUUAGGGGGUUUAGUCGGCGAGUGGAGGCGGUCGUGUCCGCGGCCGCGGCGUCGGGGCCUGUUUGGCCGCACGGACAUGCGACCAAGAAAGAGCAACUAGAGCGGAGUGGUAAUUCUGAGCAGAGGAUGAGGUUGGUGGCGCAGGCGGAGGUGGUAGAGAGCGACGGCGAGGGGCAGCGUGCGAGGACCAGCCGAAAGAGGGAGGCCGAGCAAAGUCCUGAGAUCUGGAAAGAAGCGUGGUUGGCACCAUUGCAUCAGCCUCACUCUGAGCACAGCAAACUGGCGCUUGGAAAAGAGCUGAGCGCAAAGCUGGACUCAGAGAUUCUUGCGUUGGGGGGAUAUAAGAAGCUGGUGAUAGCCCGCUGGGCGAGGGUUGCCCAAGGACACAAGAUUUCCUCCGAUGAAGAGUUUGAUGACGCUUACUGUGACAUCGCCAACCCUCCCCGUUGGAGCAAGUCAACCGGAGAGAAGGAGUACACCAGCUCUAGAACUCGAUACUUGGUUCUUAUCAGGGUGGAGGGAAGCCUUCUUCUCUGGGGGCUCUACAAAGCAGAAGCUUUGGGCCCUCCCCGCGGGACCUGUCAUUGUAAGCCAGGUGCUGAAGAAAGAGAUACCCUGUCUCUCAGCUUCUAUGACCGACGAUUACCAAGCCUCCCAGAUCCUUCUAUCGCAAGGUUGACGAUCCGAGCAAGCAGAUUCGAGCCAGUUUACGUGGAUGUCCCUGUUGACAAGAUCCAAGAGCACUGGAGAGAAUCUUAUGGACUUGUGAGUAGAUUCGGAGGAACAAACUUGGAAUUCCAAGAGCUGGUGGCCAGCAUGGAAAUUUAUGCAUGCCUGGAUGAGCGCACCGAUCCAAAGAAACUGCCGCCAACAAGAAAGGGCAAGACCUGGGAGUGCUUCCUUUUCCUCCGGCACCCUUCGGAUCCUUCUCAAGGGUAUCACUACCUUGAUUGUGGAUUCGGCGGAAGAUUCUAUGUCUUCGUCAAAGAUGAUCAAGAGGGGGACAUCCAGGAUUCGCAGUCUUCGCUGUUACUGCACAUGGCGCAGGCAGCUGUGAGCUUCGUUUCAGAAGUCAAUGAGAAGCUUUGUCAGGCGGGAACCUGGAUUGCGGACCUGUUUGAUUGA